UCUUCUCCACACUCCGAAUCCCAAGUCCUCCUUCCUCCUCCUCCUCCUCCUCCGUCCCCGGAAUCAACGACGCAUGAUCUUCGCCGUCGUCGAGUCAUGAGCCGCCCCAGAUCAAGAACCUCCGGCGACGGUGCCGCCGCCGCCGCCGCCCCCUGCGACUUCUGCGCCGGCCGCGCCGCCGUCCUCUACUGCGGGGCCGACUCCGCCAGGCUCUGCCUCCCCUGCGACCGCCUCGUCCACUCCGCUAACCUCCUCUCCCGCAAGCACCUCCGCUCCCGGAUCUGCGACGCCUGCUCCUCCGAGCCCGCCGCCGCCCUCCGCCCCGCCGGCAACCUCGCCCUCUGCCACGGCUGCGACCUCGACGCCCGCGGCGGCGGCGGCUCCUCCUCCGCCUCAGCCUCCGCCUCGGCCUCCCACGCCCGCGGCGCCGCCGCCGCCGAGGGAUUCUCGGGCUGCCCGUCCUCGAUCGAGCUCGCCUCGCUGUGGGGCCUGGCCUCGGAGACGUGGUUCGGCGUUCAAGAAAUGACGGUGCUGGACGACAAGGCGUCGGGGUCGUCCGAGGAGAUUGGGAAGAGCCGCAGCCCGCAAUGCGGAAGGCGCAAUCAGGCCGUGCGCAAGCAGCUGGUGGAGCUGUUCGAGAGGGAUUGUUCGGUGGGCGGUGGCGGCGGAGGGGAGGAUCUGGGGCCGGCGACGCCGAGCGCGGCGGAGAAAUGCGAGGUCGCGGACGGCAGCGAUGGUGGGUGCGAGCGGUUGUUGGAGGGUCAGGGCGCGUCGUUCGAGUCGUUGCUGAUGUUGACGUCUCGGAGGGAUUGGGAAGAGAGUCUCGAGAGGGACAUGAUCUGGGACUGCAAUCCUAGCAAUCAAACCACUCAGAUAUGGGAUUUUAACUUGGGACGGCUGAGGGGUCACGAAGAACCUGGCCCAGUGGAAGUUGAAUUCGGUACAAACAGCGAAGGCUUCAUGAUCAAGAGUUAUGAUGAACUUAUGAGAGAAGUGCCUUUGUUAACGUCGAAAGCCUCAGACGAACUGUACCACAUGAAUUGCUCUUUGGUGCACGAAGACAUUGCAUCAUUGAAUAAUAUUCUGAAUAACCCAAUUGCAAGGCAUGGUUCGGCAAUAAUUGAGAGUGAUAUCCAUUUAGUACCCAAACCCACAUCAGGUACAACUCUUGCUAAAUAUGAAGCCUCGGUUUGCUCAAAAGAAUACGAGGUUGGAGAACCAAAUUUGCUCGUGAAUCAUGACAGCGCAACAACAGUGGUUACAUCGAAAGCCGACAUGAAGUUGCUGGCUCAGCACCGAGGCGAUGCCAUGCUCCGCUACAAGGAGAAGAGAAAAACUCGAAGAUUUGAAAAGCACAUACGGUAUGAGUCGAGGAAGACCAGAGCUGAUACUAGGAAGCGAGUGAAAGGCCGCUUUGUGAAGACUCGUGAGGAAGCUCCUGAUUGUUGAACUCGCACCUGAAUGAGGUGGUGCUUUUCCGUUUGUCAAAAUAUAUGUAAUCCUACUUUAAUUUACACUAUAUAAUUCGAGCGGUAUUUUAUCA
Molecule: messenger RNA, 1543 nt
Organism: Syzygium oleosum
Lineage: Eukaryota; Viridiplantae; Streptophyta; Magnoliopsida; Myrtales; Myrtaceae
Product: zinc finger protein CONSTANS-LIKE 14-like
Exons: 4
Coding region: 97-1449 (450 amino acids)
Molecular function (GO): protein binding; zinc ion binding
Source: RefSeq, a predicted model, not a curated record